Messenger RNA from Aureobasidium vineae, 2310 nucleotides. The record is from the annotation of a GenBank genome assembly. Lineage: Eukaryota; Fungi; Ascomycota; Dothideomycetes; Dothideales; Saccotheciaceae.
AUGGCGAAGAAUGCCACCGCUAUGCCUCAGUUACCUGGCAAGGACGAUAUUCAAGGAACUUGGGAUUUCCUUGCCAUCGGCGUCGAGAAGAUUAUGAACCACCUUCGUGAUGGUAUUGAUCUCAAGACGUACAUGAGCCUGUACACAGCCAUCCACAACUUCUGCACAGCUCAANAAGCUGUCGGUCAAACCACAAAUCUUAACGCCACGCAUCGUGGAGCACACCUCCUUGGAGAAGAUCUGUACAAGCGCCUAAAUGAUUACCUCCAAUCUCACCUGGCUACUGUCCACUCCGAGAUGGUCAUGCAUUCGGACGAGGCUCUUCUGUCCUUCUACAUCAAGGAGUGGAACCGAUACACCACCGCCGGCACCUACAACAACCACCUUUUCCGCUACCUUAACAGACACUGGGUCAAGCGUGAGAUCGACGAGGGCAAGAAGGACAUCUAUGACAUCUACACCUUGCACCUGGUCCGAUGGAAGGAGGACAUGUUCGGCACCACUCAGAACGCUGUUAUGGACGCGGUCUUGCACCUGGUCGAGAAGCAGCGUAACGGCGAGACGAUCGAGCAGAGCCAGAUCAAAAGUGUCGUCGAUUCGUUUGUCUCGCUGGGAAUCGACGAGCAGGAUAGCACAAAGUCGACCCUCGACGUCUACCGCAUCUACUUUGAGAAGCCCUACCUUGAGGCCACCGAGAAGUACUACGCCCAAGAGUCUCGCCAGUUCCUCGCUGAGAACACCGUUGUCGAAUACAUGAAAAAGGCAGAACAGCGUCUUGAGGAAGAGAAGGAGCGUGUACCUCUGUACCUGCUCAACGAGAUAAUGACUCCCUUGAUGAAGACCUGUGAGAAGGCCCUGAUUACCGAUCACUGUGCCAUUCUGCGCGACGAGUUCCAGGUUCUACUCGACAAUGACAGAGUCGAAGACAUGACCCGCAUGUACAAGCUGUUGGCCCGCAUCCAGGAUGGACUGGAUCCUUUGCGAAGCAAGUUCGAGGCUCACGUCCUCAGAGCUGGCAACGCUGCCGUUGACAAGGUUGCCUCUGCCGCUGAGAACUCAGUCGACCCCAAGACAUACGUCGAUGCUUUGCUCGAGGUCCACACCAAGUACUCGGAUCUCGUCCAGACUGCUUUUAACGGCGAAUCUGAGUUUGUCCGCAGUCUUGAUAACGCUUGCCGCAACUAUGUCAACCGCAACGCCAUCUGCAAGAACGGAUCAACUCGCUCGCCCGAGCUUCUGUCCAAGCACGCCGAUACCCUGCUGAAGAAGUCGACCAAGAGCACCGAAGAGGAUGACAUGGAGCAACAACUCAACCAGGUCAUGACCGUCUUCAAGUACAUCGAGGACAAGGAUGUCUUCAACAAGUUCUACUCGAAGACACUGGCCAAGCGUUUGGUUCAAGGCACAUCUGCUUCUGGUGACGCCGAGACUAGCAUGAUCUCCAAGCUGAAAGACGCAAGUGGAUUCGAGUACACCAACAAGCUUCAGCGUAUGUUCCAGGACAUGCAGACGUCCAAGGAUCUGAACGCAUCAUACGACGAGUGGUGCAAAGGAAACCUUGAAGAAUCCGACCGCAAGGCCAUUAUCGACUCCUACUACAACGUCCUUGGUACCGGUUUCUGGCCACUGCAGCCCUCGAGCACUCCCUUCACACCCCCACAAGACAUCGCGCGCACAUAUGAGCGCUUUCAGAGCUAUUACCUUAGCAAACACGGUGGCCGUAAGCUUACUUGGCUCUGGCAUCUGUGCAAGGGUGAGAUCAGAGCCAACUACGUCAGGAUGAACAAGGUUCCGUACACCUUCCAGGUUUCGACCUAUCAGAUGGCUAUCUUGCUGCUCUUCAACGACAGUGAGACAGUCUCCUACGACGAGAUUGCUGAAGCCACCAAGCUGAACAAAGACACUCUUGAUCCCUCGAUUGCUAUCAUGCUCAAGGCAAGAGUGCUUACAGCCAAGCCUGAAGGUGCUGGUCAAGCAAGUGGUACUACCUACACACUCAACCAUGGUUUCAAGAACAAGAAGCUCAAGGUCAACCUCAACAUCGCCAUCAAGUCCGAGCAGAAGCAAGAAGUCGAGGAGACACACAAGACCAUCGAGGAGGACAGAAAGAUGCUCAUGCAGUCUGCCAUUGUCCGCAUCAUGAAGUCUCGCAAGACGAUGAAGCACACACAGCUGGUCGCCGAGGUCAUCUCGCAGAUCAAGAACAGAUUCGUGCCCAAGGUGCCAGACAUCAAGAAGUGUAUCGACAUCCUCCUGGAGAAGGAGUACCUGGAGCGUCUGGAAGGCGAUGAGCUUGGUUACUUGGCUUAA